Molecule: messenger RNA, 1701 nt
Organism: Carlito syrichta (Philippine tarsier)
Lineage: Eukaryota; Metazoa; Chordata; Mammalia; Primates; Tarsiidae
Gene: HNF4A
Product: hepatocyte nuclear factor 4 alpha
Exons: 10
Coding region: 128-1552 (474 amino acids)
Biological process (GO): cell differentiation; positive regulation of transcription by RNA polymerase II; anatomical structure development
Molecular function (GO): zinc ion binding; RNA polymerase II cis-regulatory region sequence-specific DNA binding; nuclear receptor activity
Source: RefSeq, a predicted model, not a curated record
AGGAAAGCAGAGAGGGCACCUGGAGGAGGUGGUGGGAAGGCGGAGGACAGGGGCUGGGGCUCAGCCCAGAGCCUUGGGGUGGACAUCCUGGGCAGCGCAGGGGGCUGAGGCGUGGAGGCAGGGGAGAAUGCGCCUCUCCAAAACCCUGGUCGACAUGGACAUGGCUGAUUACAGUGCGGCGCUGGACCCGGCCUACACCACCCUGGAAUUUGAGAAUGUGCAGGUGUUGACGAUGGGCAAUGACACGUCCCCGUCAGAAGGCACCAACCUCAACGCGCCCAACAGCCUGGGUGUCAGCGCCCUGUGCGCCAUCUGCGGGGACCGGGCCACGGGCAAACACUACGGCGCCUCAAGCUGUGACGGCUGCAAGGGCUUCUUCCGGAGGAGCGUGCGGAAGAACCACAUGUACUCCUGCAGGUUUAACCGUCAGUGCGUGGUGGACAAGGACAAGAGGAACCAGUGUCGCUACUGCAGGCUUAAGAAGUGCUUCCGGGCUGGCAUGAAGAAGGAAGCCGUCCAGAACGAGCGGGACCGGAUCAGCACGCGGAGGUCGAGCUAUGAGGACAGCAGCCUUCCCUCCAUCAGCGCGCUCCUGCAGGCGGAGGUCCUGUCCCAGCAGAUCACCUCCCCCAUCUCCGGGAUCAACGGUGACAUCCGGGCCAAGAAGAUCGCCAGCAUUGCGGAUGUCUGUGAAUCCAUGAAGGAGCAGCUGCUGGUGCUGGUGGAAUGGGCCAAGUACAUCCCAGCCUUCUGCGAGCUCCCCUUGGAUGACCAGGUGGCACUGCUCAGAGCCCACGCCGGCGAACAUCUGCUGCUUGGAGCCACCAAGCGGUCCAUGGUGUUCAAGGACGUGCUGCUCCUAGGCAAUGACUACAUCGUGCCCCGGCACUGCCCUGAGCUGGCGGAGAUGAACCGGGUGUCCAUGCGUAUCCUCGACGAGCUGGUGCUGCCCUUCCAGGAGCUGCAGAUUGAUGACAACGAGUACGCUUGCCUCAAGGCCAUCAUCUUCUUUGACCCAGAUGCCAAGGGGCUGAGUGACCCGGGCAAGAUCAAGCGCCUGCGCUCCCAGGUGCAGGUGAGCCUGGAGGACUACAUCAACGACCGGCAGUACGACUCCCGCGGCCGCUUCGGCGAGCUGCUGCUGCUGCUGCCCACCCUGCAGAGCAUCACCUGGCAAAUGAUCGAGCAGAUCCAGUUUAUCAAGCUCUUCGGCAUGGCCAAGAUUGACAACCUGCUGCAGGAGAUGCUGCUGGGAGGGUCCUCCAGUGAUGCACCCCAUGCCCACCACCCCCUGCACCCUCACCUGAUGCAGGAACACAUGAGCACCAAUGUCAUUGUUGCCAACACGAUGCCCACUCACCUCAGCAAUGGACAGAUGUGUGAGUGGCCCCGGCCCAGGGGGCAGGCAGCCACCCCUGAGACCCCACAGCCUUCACCACCAGGUGGCUCAGGGUCUGAGCCCUACAAGCUCCUGCCAGGAACCAUCACCACAAUCGUCAAACCACCUUCCGCCAUUCCCCAGCCGACCAUCACCAAGCAGGAAGUCAUCUAGCAAGCCGCUGGGGGUCGGGAGUUCUGCUGACUCCCCCUAACCCCCUCAGAGAGAGCCUGGUGAUCACCUGACCACAAUAAAGGAAGGCGUGACACCAGGGCCAGUCCUGGAGCAGUAAUAGAAGAGCAAAGGGCCCAAGCACUUGCCCU